This is a messenger RNA of Penicillium digitatum Pd1, 1152 nucleotides long. RefSeq lists its product as uncharacterized. The record is from RefSeq and is a predicted model, not a curated record. Lineage: Eukaryota; Fungi; Ascomycota; Eurotiomycetes; Eurotiales; Aspergillaceae.
AUGGGUGCCCUGCGUCUCCCCCGCCCAACGGGCAUCUACGUCCCUAGUUCACCCAGAACCCUCACCAACGACAUGAUAUCUCCACCUCUCUCUCCAGAAUUCAGCUUCGAUUCCGAGACUGUCACACCCUCUCUAAUCCCAGCUCUGGAAUACAUGUCCUCCAAACUCCAACAAAGAAUGAUGCAUGUUACCCUGCUCAUCGGCCGCGGAAAGCCCUAUCCGACCGGCCAACCUUCCGACCUAAUGAUCAUCCCCAUCCACUCAAUCGAGCCCCAAGCAUGGCGAUUGCUUGAACGUGCCAUCGUCAAGGGCUCAAAAAAGUUCUCACUUGGUCCCAGCUGGACCGAUGCCAUCAGCCGCAGCCAAUAUGAACGCCAGGCCAACGAUCACCUCGUCAAGCAAUCCAUUCUCCAAAACGAAGUCAUCUUCAGCCAGGAGGGUUUAACUCUCCUAAGUAUGGACCGUAUCUACACCUUAAAGCAUCGCAUGUGCAUCCUCUCUACCCGCCCCGUCUCCCGUGACAAUAAACAAUCAAUGUCAUCCUGCGUCCGUCUGCUUCACCGCAUCAUCGAGGAUUUCUCCCGUCGCCCCUUCAGCAAAGCUUUCUUUCACCGUGUCUAUGAGCAGCUUGAUGUCCCAGAUGAGCAGCUCACUGCAGUUGCAGUUGCGUACAAGAAUAUCCAUAACCAGGAUGCUAUCAUUCUUCGCGUCCAGCCUCCAACUCCAGCGCCUGUUCCAGAACCAGAUCCAGCGUCAGUACCAGCACUAGCGCCUGUUCCAGCACCAGCGCCUAAUCUCGCUAAAGUCGAACCCACGGUUCCAGUAGAAGUUGCAACAAAGUUCCAGGCCAAAAUCCAGCCAAAAGCCCAAGCAAAAGCCCUCCCCAAAGCUGAUCCCAUCCCUAUUCGGGUGAAGGCUGAACGCCCCCGUGAAGUGAAGAGAUCACCCAUCCAGACUGUGCGUGGUCGAAGAGUGCCAUUGCCAUCGCAGAUGCGAGGCCAUAACAAGCGUGGGCCCAAGACACCUCUUUCUGCCUCAGAUGUUACUCCCAUCACACGCAAUGAGUGGAAUAUUCUUGUUAGCAAGGAUAUCCGUGCGCAGCCUAAGAUUACCAAGUGGAUUCCAUCACCGACCGUGCUAGCGGCUGCUUGA